AUGGACUACCUAUUGGAUAGGUAUGUUUUCGAUUUUAUGCCAUUCGAUGUGUCAGGCGAGACAAGAAAGGCCAUUGGACAGAGAGCUUUAUCUGUUGUAAUGUGGGCUGAUUGGCUUUGCAAGUAUCAAGAUCCCUUCAAGAUUUUCGAAAACCAUACUUCGUUUCUGCUUGGUGAACUCUUGUUCUUCAUCCUUUGCGGGUUGACGUUCAUGCAUGCUUAUCGUCAUGGAAAUCGUUAUAUGUUCGUUUGGAUUGGAAUUUUGAUUCAUGCUUUGAAUGUUGAGAACUUAUGCUAUUGGAUUCCUGACAUGGAUAACUUCUGGCAAGCACAGGGCAUUUUAACUCUAUUCGGUAUGAGAGCACCUCUUUAUAUCAUUCUGGGCAUUUACCAUAUGUUUGAUUACACCGCAUAUGUGAUGGUUAGCAGACUCCGUCUCCCCUGGUGGGCCGAAGGACCUGCAGUGGGGUUAUGCGCUGUGAUGUUAGAUAUGCCUUAUGAUAUAAUGGGUAUUAAAGAAGUUUGGUGGACUUGGCACGAUACCGAUCCCAAUAUUUACGAUAGAAUGUAUUGGGUACCAUGGAACUCAUACUACUUCCAUGCAUCUUUCGCUUGCUCAUUCGUAUGGAUUCUCAAUGCUUCAAGAUAUUACUUGGUUGAUGUUGAAUAUGAUUGGAAAAAGUUCCCAAGAGAACUUCUCUGCUCUUUCUUGGCAGGAAUGGGUGCUUUCUGGUUAGGAACUAUCCAGUUUGCCGUUCUCUAUCAUCCCCUUCAUGACAUGUUCGGAGUUCACACGGAAAUCACAACUAUACUCUUCUUGGCUACUUACAUCGUGAUCGUGAUCACCGCCGAUAGAAGAAAUAAUAAUCCUGCAGCCCGAACUGGUAACAAGUAUUGGUUUGAUGAGCUCGCGUGUGCUAUUGCCCUUGAGUACCUGUUCUUCAUGAUUCUCGUAGUCAUCGGAAACCCUGUUAAUGUUGUCAGCGAAGGAUUGCAUCAAACUAUCGGAAACUGUAACGACUUACAACAAGUACAUACGCCUACCGGAAUGAUUCUUCAAAAGAAAAAGUAUUUAUGUAUUAACAACUAUGAUGAGAAGUACUUUGACUUCCAUUGCUUGCCCGGAGGCGCCGUGAAAAUGCCUGAAGAUGGAAGCCCUCUGGAAUGGUAUGCUAUCUGUGGAACACAAUAUAAAAACAGAGCUGAAUACAUAGCCAUCAUAUGGGGAAUCUGUAUCUUGUAUGGUUUCAUCUUCUAUCAAAUUGCUGCUAAAUCCGGAACAACUCCUAUUGUUCCUGUGAAGAGAUAUCAGAAAGUUACUGUGGUUAGAGACAAGAUCAACUCUCCAGAGACUAGCCGCAGCACUCCUUCCAAGAAGGCAUCUUCAACUACGCCUGAUAAGAAAAAGACAUUGACAACCCCUCCCAUUCCCCGUAGGAUUUUUUCUGAGCCUCAAUCGCACAAGGAGUUUGUAGCUCCUUCAAUUCCCAAAUACAUGACUCCCCGUGCUUCUUCGAUGAUCCCGGAGACCCCAAGUAGAACAUUGCGUGAGAGAAGAAAAAUUUCUUACAAAGAAUAG
Auanema sp. JU1783 is the source of this 1578-nucleotide messenger RNA. NCBI's taxonomy places the organism in Eukaryota, Metazoa, Nematoda, Chromadorea, Rhabditida, Rhabditidae. The record is from the annotation of a GenBank genome assembly.